AUGUCCACGUCGCACACGUCGCAGCGCGAACCUACGCCAGCAGCACCGCAGACGUCGCGAAGGGAGGAGGACGAGGACGAGGUCGACCUGAACGACGACGGAGCCGACGAGAUUGACGAAGCCGAGAUCGAGGCGAUGAAGAAGCGAGGUGCGUUUCAUGGCCGGACAGAUCUCCUUCUCUGCACCAUGCACUGAACCCCACCCCUCCUCGUGCAGUGGCCGAGAUGGAAGCCGAGGCUGCGAAACUGAGGGCCAUGACCGCUGCGGCGACGGCGGCUGCUGCGGCGUCAUCGAACGGUGGAUCGUCGUCAAAUGCUGCAGGCGAUAGUGCCAUGUCCGACGACGAGAAAGAGGCGGUCGACAGCAGGAGUAUCUACGUUGGCAAUGUGGGUUGCACGUCGUCCCUCCGUCCGGAGGUGUGCGCUCGCUCGGAUCACCUCGAGGCGUGACCGUGACCGCAGUCGACGGAGCUGGGGUGCUACGCACAGGCAACUGACCAGACCUCACUUCACUCGACUAGGUCGACUACGGUUCGACACCCGAGGAGAUUCAAGCGCACUUUGCCUCGUGCGGCACCAUCAACCGAGUCACGAUCCUCUGCGACAAGUACACCGGGCCAAAAGGGUCCGUCGCGGGUGGAGCCAGGGCAUCAUUCCCAUCCGAUACUUAACCUGAUCUCCCGUACAGCUACGCCUACGUCGAAUUCGCGGAGCCGUCACUGGUCGCCAACGCGGUGCUGUUGAACGAAAGCAUGUUCCGCGGUCGCUUGCUCAAGGUACGCCUCACCGCAGUCUAA
Microbotryum saponariae is the source of this 796-nucleotide messenger RNA. NCBI's taxonomy places the organism in Eukaryota, Fungi, Basidiomycota, Microbotryomycetes, Microbotryales, Microbotryaceae. The record is from the annotation of a GenBank genome assembly.